CGGGUGUUCGCGGGAAAGAGAGUCCUUAAUGGCGGAUUCCUCUUACUGUAUAAAGGUGGUGUGUAGAGUGAGGCCACUCAAUGGGAAGGAGAAGGCAGCUGGUAAUUCAUUUGUGGUUGGUUUCCCAACAACUAACGUAGUCACAGUUGGAAAUAAGACGUUUCAGUAUGAUAGUGUUUUACGGCACGACUCAACUCAAGAACAAGUUUAUACAGCGACUGCCCAACCACUGGUGAAAGAUGUACUCUCAGGUUACAAUGCUACCAUAUUCGCUUACGGACAAACUUCAAGUGGAAAGACUCACACAAUGGAAGGUGAUCUUGAUGAUGUUAACAUGAGAGGGAUCAUUCCAAGAAUCAUUUAUGAUUUAUUUGAUCAGAUUUACGAGAUGGAUUCAAAUCUUGAGUUUCAUAUAAAGGUGUCUUACUUUGAGUUGUACAUGGAGAAGGUACGGGACCUUCUUGACAUAACUAAGGUCAAUCUACCAAUACACGAGAACAAGCAGAAGGUUCCCUAUGUCAAGGGUGUGACCGAGAGGUUUGUUACUGUACCCGAAGAAGUACUGGCUACAAUUGAGGAAGGAAAGUCCAACAGACAUGUAUCAGUAACUA
Molecule: messenger RNA, 611 nt
Organism: Amphimedon queenslandica
Lineage: Eukaryota; Metazoa; Porifera; Demospongiae; Haplosclerida; Niphatidae
Product: kinesin heavy chain-like
Exons: 7
Biological process (GO): microtubule-based movement
Molecular function (GO): microtubule motor activity; microtubule binding; ATP binding
Source: RefSeq, a predicted model, not a curated record